Messenger RNA from Suillus discolor, 817 nucleotides. RefSeq lists its product as uncharacterized. The transcript has 4 exons. Bases 295 to 612 code for a protein of 105 amino acids. NCBI's taxonomy places the organism in Eukaryota, Fungi, Basidiomycota, Agaricomycetes, Boletales, Suillaceae. The record is from RefSeq and is a predicted model, not a curated record.
GGGUUUUGGGGCACUUCCUACUCCGUCGCAGGUAGAGUUUCAUGCCAUCCUUCGACGCAAUCGUCGAGUCCUGGAGAACAUCUUCACAACAUGUGUUCGGUUGGCCGUCUUUUACAUGAUGCUGACCAUGUGGGGCAACCUACUCAAGUGUAACAUCUGGUUAUUACCUUUGCAAGGGUGGAUUCUUGUCGUGCGCUUCACGAAUCGUCCGCAGUUAAUAUAUGCCGGCUAGCAUAAAGGAGGAAUAUCAGAAGAAGGCCGUGCCUGGUUCUUCUUCGAUGGUGCAAGUUGGCGAUGACUUCGAAUUGCCUUUCACUUGCGCACGUUGUAACCUCGUUCAUCGUCCAUCUAUGGCUGUAUCCAUAUUUGGCUUCAUGCACCGGCGCUUGUGCAUUUUUUCUCAGAUCCAUUCAACUGGAAAAGGUUACAGGACUAAUUUGGCUACCAGGUCCGCAAGCUUGCAAAUCGGCGUUUCCCAACCCAUUCCCAUGUGAAAGUGGUCGGCAGUUUUACGUUGGCUACUGCGAUGCUCAACAAUAUAUCCCAAUCUCAUCUGUUCACAGGUUUACUGAUGCGCCGCUCGCCCUUGCACCUCGUCUAACGCUCGCUUGAUGAAGAGAAUUACUCUCGAGCUCCCUAACUUAGCUUAGUGGGCCAUGAGCAGAACUAGGCACGAUCGAUCAUUUUCAGAUACAUUCAAACAUCCAUAAAUAUUGCUCGAGCAGUACGAAAAUUCACAAGUAACUGUAUUGAUUGGCUCCGAACUAGGUAUCGUACCAUAAACCAUGACACCAAAGCGAAAACAGAAACAUGACUC